Messenger RNA from Limulus polyphemus (Atlantic horseshoe crab), 1236 nucleotides. RefSeq names its product tachykinin-like peptides receptor 86C. Gene Ontology annotation, molecular function: tachykinin receptor activity. Lineage: Eukaryota; Metazoa; Arthropoda; Merostomata; Xiphosura; Limulidae. Bases 1 to 1236 code for a protein of 411 amino acids. Gene Ontology annotation, cellular component: plasma membrane. The transcript has 5 exons. The record is from RefSeq and is a predicted model, not a curated record. Gene Ontology annotation, biological process: G protein-coupled receptor signaling pathway.
AUGACCGUGUACCUUUUGGAAGACAGUAGUUAUUUAUAUUUGGAAGAGAAGGAAUCUAACUUUUCGAUUGUAACAAAGUUAUGCUUAGAAAAUCUGUUGGCAAGAAAUAAGUUUACUAGUCAGUAUGUUCUUCCUUGGUGGCAACAGUUGUUUUGGACUAUUACCUUUGGGCUCAUGGUUACCAUAGCAACUUUUGGGAAUAUUAUUGUUAUCUGGAUUGUUAUAGCUCACAGGAGAAUGAGAACAGUAACAAACUAUUUCCUUUUAAAUUUGUCCCUCUCAGAUCUGAUGAUGGCUACUUUUAACUGUAUUUUUAACUUUAUCUUCAUGUUACACAGCCAUUGGCCGUUUGGCUCUGUUUACUGUACUGUAAGCAAUUUCAUUGCUUACCUGACGGUUUCGGUUUCAGUGUUUACCAUUGCAGCUACGAGUAUUGACAGAUUUAUCGCUAUUGUUCACCCUCUUACUCCGCGAAUGCCCAAGAAGGUUGUUUACUUACUUGUAGGGGUAACUUGGAUCAGCGGGACUAUUCUAUCAGUUCCUACCUUGCUCUACUCGACGACUCUGACGUACCGUUAUCCUGAUGGGAGUCUGAGAACUCUAUGUUAUUUGAAUUGGCCAGAUGGACCGGCUGGAAACUCGUACUCAGACUACAAAUACAACCUCUUCUUCUUGGUGAUGACGUAUGUACUACCUAUGUUGACUAUGGCCGCCACCUAUUCAAAGAUGUGCUGCACACUCUGGGGUAAUCAUGGGAUCGGAGUGGAAACAGACAGACAAAAGAAUCUCAUUAGAUCGAAGCAAAAGGUAGUUCGGAUGCUGGUGGUUGUCGUCCUGAUAUUUGCCAUCUGCUGGCUCCCAUAUCAUAUAUUCUUUCUGUACACAUUCCAUUUUCCAAAAGUCCUACAAACCCCUUACAUUCAACAUAUUUACUUAGCUUUCUAUUGGUUGGCUAUGUCCAACUGCAUGUACAACCCUAUUGUCUACUUUGUGAUGAAUAACAAGUUUCGGAUGUAUUUCAAGACAGCUGUGAGCUGUUGUAAAGUGACGAGAAAUAAGGAUCCGGUUUACACUCAGCGUUGGACAAGGGAUGAUCGGCAAGCACGGGCCAUUUUUUUACUGAACAAUUGCUCUCCAACGUCAAGGAUGACUUUUAGUUCCUUAAAAGGUCGACGUGGAUCUAUCCUGGAGCGUCACAAUUCAAUAAGACACACUCACCGAGAAUUUCAUUUCUGA